This is a messenger RNA of Ostrea edulis (European flat oyster), 3057 nucleotides long. RefSeq names its product ankyrin repeat domain-containing protein 53-like. Gene Ontology annotation, molecular function: protein binding. The record is from RefSeq and is a predicted model, not a curated record. The transcript has 5 exons. Gene Ontology annotation, cellular component: spindle pole. The coding region runs from base 153 to 1760 and encodes 535 amino acids. NCBI's taxonomy places the organism in Eukaryota, Metazoa, Mollusca, Bivalvia, Ostreida, Ostreidae. Gene Ontology annotation, biological process: regulation of mitotic cytokinesis; mitotic metaphase chromosome alignment; regulation of mitotic spindle organization.
CGGUCACUCAGGGCACCUACUGUAAACAAUAUGGCCGCCGAUAGAAAGUGAAUUUUUUCUGAUAAGAAUCAAACUUUUAUAGAAGUGGUAUGUAAACGUUUAGUAUGGAGCCAUUAUAUGUAAACGCGUGAGAAAGUUAUUGUUCGGUAAAAAUGUCAGGUGGAGAUAAGGGUCAAGUCAGUGCAGACUCGCCACGGCCUCUAAGGAAACGACGAACUCGCAUGGCGAACGACAAACGAAUUGCGGAUGACGAAUUCAUGGCAGCUGCCAUUGGAGACGUGGAAUGGCUAAGACAGAGUCUUAAGGAACAAAAAGGAAAAAUUAAUUUUGAUAAAAAUGGCUUGUCGGCAAUUCAUCUCGCUGCCAUUCACGGACGGCUGGACUGUCUAAAACUGCUCAUAGAGAAAUACAAAGUUAACAUCAACUUGUCAAGUACCACUGGCUGGCGAGCCAUCCACUUAUGUAUCAGUAAUCAGACAGGGAAGAGGGCCCUGCAGUGUCUGCAGUACCUCAUAAACAAGCAUGCUGACCCCUCCAUUCCAAACAAUGAUGGAAUAACACCCGUACACCAAGCAGCAUCCGAAGGUCAUGUUCAGUGCCUUAAACUUCUGAUAGAAAUUGGAGCCAAAAUUGAUGGACAAGAUAUUCGAGGCCACACCCCACUAGAUCUUGCCAAACUCUGGGGACACAAGAAAUGUGCAAGAAUACUAGCUGCUGAACUGUGGCACCAAGACAAAGACAAUGUUGCCAAGGAACUGGGACAGCUGAAGAAACUAAAAAUGAAGCAAGUGCUAAAAGAGAUGGAAGAACAGGAUGAAUUUAAGGCAGCCCAGGAGUACUACGGGGAGAAGGCUUACCAGGAGUGGAUGCAGAAAAAGGGUCUUACAAAGUCACCAGACGAUGGGAACAAAGACGAGACUGCAAAGUCAGAAGCUAAUCAAAAGGGGAAACAAGGCGAGUCACUGAUGAAACCCAACAGUAAAGUCCAACAGCCCAAUGGAAAAAGGAGUGCCUCGGAUAAAAGUAACAUACAUGUGGCUUUCCGCGAUGACAGAACACCUUCUCCGUACAGUGGACGACGACAGACUGAUGUUUCAGAUGAUCACGGUGCAGAGGAUACCAAUAAAGAAAACCAGACCGACUCAGAGGGGAAACCGAAGUUUCAGAGCUUUCUUAACCCUGACCCAUGGAAGCUGGCACUUCACCCUCCAAAAUCAGAGUAUAUCACCGACCUAAAGGACGAGUAUCCAAGGGAUGAGUACACCAUGAUGCCGCGAACCAAAUCGGCUUAUAAGUAUUUUGAUGGUAAGUUUGCUGGUGGAGAAAACACAGCAGAGGGUGAUUUGAAAAACAAGAAACUGAAAAAAGAUUUGCGGCAGCCUAAUUUACCCAAAGAUGUCAUUAAACAGGGUCUAUCCAAAGAUCCAACACGCAAUCAGCGACCAGUUCUAUUCAAACCUGUCCACAUGUUUGAUGUCACUAUGAAGAAGAAAUAUGGUGAUGGGGUGAAGGGGAAAAGUGAAGUGUCGUUACACUUGUGUGAUGACUUCUCAUCAGUUGUGUAUCAGAACAGUCUUCAGAGAGCAAAUACUAUUGAUGUACUCACACCUCGGUCUGUGACAUCCGACUGGCUCAGUGCCAGGUUUCCAAAGGACAAAGUUAUACAUACCCUCAAAAAUAUGAAAAAUCCCACAAUGUUCCCAAAUAUACGAGGAGAGGAAUAUGACAUUAAUUAUGGAGAUAUUGCGACUUUCAAUUAGAGUCUGGUCAGACAUUAGUUUCAAAGUUAAUAGACCUGCUAGCCACGGUAACGUGUAUGCUGCGAAAAGUUGGAUGUAUGUCCAUUGCUUCAAUCUAUUUAACCAAGACAAAAUCUGUUGAUUUGUAAAUUAUAUUAAUGUGAAAAUAUUGCCUGAAUUAUCAGUUUGUUCCCUCUUGCCUGUGGAGCCUCACAAUACAAUGUAUUGUCUAACAUGCUUGUAUAGAAUUAUAGAGAAAUUGUUAACAUUCCAAUAUGUCCCUCCCUUCCCCUGCAGAAAAGGUUGUUCGAACUACAUAUAGGUAUGUCAACAGUUUACCCUUGUUUACUUUCAUGUAGCACGCGGGUAUGUGCUGAAUGUGGAUAAAAAAUCAGUAAGAAAAAACCAAAAUCGAAAAAGACAGACUUCUUUUUCUUCUGAGAAACAGCAAUAAAAACUUUAUCUAGUUUGAACUUUUUUUCAGAUUUCAUGAUAAAGGGAAACAAACUGCACAUUAAUUUGAGCCUUAUCACAAGUAUAUAACUGUAUAAAUAAUGAAAAUAUACAUUCUACCAAUGAUUACGUUUAUAAACCAAACCACUGUUGAAAACUUGUGGUUACGAUUAAUGCUAUGUGUUUUGUGCCUUGGAUGUACGUGUAUUUACGUGUUCUAGAUGCUGACAUUGUGUCCACUUCAAAGUCUUUAAAAGGUUUAUAUUUAUGUACUCUGUCAAUAAUUCUGUUUUUAAAGUUAAGUAUCUCGAAUGUGUCAGUGACCUAGCAGGUUGAUUAUAAAUUACCCAUCUUUAAUUUAAGAGGUCAUAAGUGUGAUUCCGGAGGUCGCUCUCUUUCCUAUGUUUAUAAAAGGUAUACUCUUCAUGAGAAGAUGGUAGUUAUUAUUUUAUUUAUUACAAGCCAUGGAUAUGAUUAUUCAUUCCAAGCAAAUGCAUAUUUCGUAUUUUGAAAAGGUACUGGUACACAUGUUUGAAUGAAAUGUACAUUUUUAAAAGUAUAUAUUGCAGUACAAAUGUAUAUGUUUGUUUUGUCUUGAAUUUACUGUAUUUUUGUUUGUUGUUUGUUGAAGCAUUACAGAUUUAUUAGAGUGUUUUGAAGUUUUACUUGUACAUGGUAUAUAAUCGUUAAAUUCUCAAUGCAAUGUAAAAUAUAAAUGUUGCUUGAUCAAUUUUUAGCCAUGAUGUUCUUCUGUCUGCAAACUGUUACACAUCUCUGAGGUUUUAAGUUUCACUCUUUCAUAAGUGCAAUUAAAACAAAGCAAAGUUAAUUUGUUUCCAUAGCUUUAUUAAAACAGAGUAGUAAA